Exserohilum turcica Et28A is the source of this 417-nucleotide messenger RNA. RefSeq lists its product as uncharacterized. Bases 1 to 417 code for a protein of 138 amino acids. NCBI's taxonomy places the organism in Eukaryota, Fungi, Ascomycota, Dothideomycetes, Pleosporales, Pleosporaceae. The record is from RefSeq and is a predicted model, not a curated record. The transcript has a single exon.
AUGCAGUCAAACAACUCGCGCCAAAACCUCCCCAUCAACUCGAUGCUCUUCUACGAUAAGAGAGAGAGCCCAUGUCCAUCGGCCUUUAUCUACCGCCUGCGUGAACCGAGUCUGGUGAGCCUGCGCGCAUCACUGGACCCGAGUCUCACUGCGCUACCCCGGUUCUCUGCCAUCAUUUUGACGACUACUCCGACUGUUGUGGAAGAGAAUGAAGAGGAAGAGGAAUUGGUUGCUGUCAAAGAAUCACGGCGGAAAAAGUUCUCCGCGCGUAUCAGGAGGCUGCUUUGUCUUGGCUGCAAGCCAGAACACAAAAAGGAACGUCAAAUGAAGGAGAGGGAGGAGGUUCGUCUUUGGCAACCUGCGCAACCGGGGAUAUCAACGACUUGCAGUGCUGGCACUCCGAAUUUCUCGAGUUGA